Cyprinodon variegatus (sheepshead minnow) is the source of this 777-nucleotide messenger RNA. RefSeq names its product LLP homolog, long-term synaptic facilitation (Aplysia) (gene llph). Gene Ontology annotation, biological process: dendrite extension. The transcript is spliced from 3 exons. NCBI's taxonomy places the organism in Eukaryota, Metazoa, Chordata, Actinopteri, Cyprinodontiformes, Cyprinodontidae. Gene Ontology annotation, cellular component: nucleolus. The record is from RefSeq and is a predicted model, not a curated record. Bases 145 to 528 code for a protein of 127 amino acids. Gene Ontology annotation, molecular function: RNA binding.
CGAGAGCCGCCGUCUUCAGCCGGUCUCGCACAACCAAUCCGGUUCGAGCUUCUUUCCGCGGUGUCCGCACGUGAACGGAGCAGCGUGUCCGUUUCAGGGCUAACAUUUGGGCUUUAAUUACUCUUCUAGCUCUCGUCUUUAAAAAUGGCCAAAAGUCUUCGGAGCAAAUGGAAGCGAAAAAUGCGGGCUGAGAAGAGGAAGAAAAAUGCCCCCAAGGAGCUGGCUCGACUCAAACAGGCUCUGAGUUUGGAUAAGAAAGGAGAGGCGGAUAUGAGCGACCUGCAGGACAUCGCCACGGUAGUGCCGGCCGACAAGAUAACGAAGCAGACGGACGUUGAAAUGGCAGAACAGGAGGAGGAGGAUGGCGGGAAGAUGGACAUGGACAAGAAGCGCAACAAGAAAACUCUCCUGGACGAGAAUGGACAGUACCCCACGUGGAUGAACCAACGACAGGCCAAAAAAAUGAAAGCUAAACGGGUGACUAAGAAAACGGGCAAGGUCAAGAAGAAGAAGGGAAUCGCCUGGUAAAGCAAACCGAGGUGUUUUUUUUUUUCUUCCUAAGACUGUGGAUCUAAACUUUCUGCCCUGGCAGACUCAUCAUGAAGGCUCAGAACAGCCUGAUCUAUUUUGUUCUCCUGGGACAUCAGCUCCUGUCAACAGACUCACCUGUGGCCUUUUCUGUUCAAAUAAAAUUACAUGAAUAGAAAUGGUUCAUUUGGACCCUUUAAGUAUAGAAAAUGUCUUAAAGUUUGAUAUUUUGUCUAAAAAGCAAAAGUG